Zingiber officinale is the source of this 2947-nucleotide messenger RNA. RefSeq lists its product as uncharacterized. The transcript has 15 exons. The record is from RefSeq and is a predicted model, not a curated record. Lineage: Eukaryota; Viridiplantae; Streptophyta; Magnoliopsida; Zingiberales; Zingiberaceae. Gene Ontology annotation, cellular component: kinetochore. Bases 593 to 2650 code for a protein of 685 amino acids. Gene Ontology annotation, molecular function: centromeric DNA binding. Gene Ontology annotation, biological process: spindle attachment to meiosis I kinetochore; attachment of mitotic spindle microtubules to kinetochore; kinetochore assembly.
UUUUCCUUUUUCGCCGAAAACCCUAUUCGCCUCUCCCCGAUCCCGACUGCGUGCGGCGCUCCUGCUCGGCGGAAACGAAGAAGAAGUUAGGUUUUGUGUCUCCGGCGCCGGCGAAGCUUUCUUCCGGCCAGCCCUCACCCGUGGGUAGUCAUCCCGACAGAGAAGAGCUCGCGGGCACAAGAAGAAGCCGGAAAAUCUGCAAACCCGAGCCCUCCGAAAACCCUAAGAGCCUUCUCCUUCCUCCUUCUCGGUUGCUAAGCAGAAGCAUAAUAAUCAUAAAGGUCAAGAGAGAGGAAAAAAACGGAAGGUGUUAUCUAGUUCAUGAAACACUCUUAUCAAACUCUAGAAGAAAGCUCCUCAGAUUCCUUCUCUUUCAUGCCAGUAGGAUUUACUAUCCAAAAGACUGAGAUGCCAGUCCUAUAACUUGGGACAGGUAGAUCAGAGCUUCACUUGGCUCCUAUCCACUUCCAUUCUGCUGAAUCCCCAAAUUUGAAUUUGGAACACCUGUUGCCAGCUUCCCCUCCUCUCUUGCCUGUCGUUUUUAUCCUGCUCCGUCAGUCAAAGUCGAGCUUCUCAAGUUGCUGAAAUCACCAUGAUUCACGGCGAUCAAGUCACUGCACACCCGAAAAUUGAUGACCCUUUUGCUGGCUACUCUCUCAUUUCCCUCCUCCCUCGGACGCUAGGGAUUGGGCUCCAUGCUGAUUCCCCUUCAUUGGAGAAACAUGAGAUGGACACAAUCAAAGCUGUUCUCCAAUCAAUAGUUCACGACGGUUCUGGGGAUGUCACAGAGCAGGCACAAACUAUCACCGAGAACUGCCAAAACAUGGUACACUCUUCUUUAGAUGGGGACAAUACUAUUCCUGCAGGCGGUAUGGGUCAACCAGUUGGAAGGAGGCCAGUGCUGGGCCACAGUAAUUCUGGUAUGGACAUCAAUUUGAAUACAUUACAUGAUCCAGAGGAGUUCUUCAGGACAGCUGAGCUACUUGAGAAAGCAGAUCAAAUGCAUGAAAAACUGAAGGGCGUGGAUCUCACUGAAUUGGAAAAGGACAAACAUAUCACUUGUCGCAAGCGUCGCUCCGGAAUUUUUCCUGAGAGAACAUAUUCGAUGAAAGGGUAUAAUGCAUUUGAAGAUUUUGAUAAAAGAAUAGCUGAAUCAUCAAUGAAAUAUAUCCACAGUGAUUGCGUUAAUGAUGUUGAUUUUUCUGAAUUGGACCAUAUAUGUGAUCCAGUGGAGUUCUUCAGGACUUUUGAGCGGCUAGAGAAUGCUGAUAAAGUGCUUAAAAAACUGAAGGCUGAGGUUCCUGUUGAAUCUGCAAAGGAUCAGCUGACUGGUCACAAACACUGUCCAGAGAGUUCCAUUAAAGGCUGCAGUGCAUCACAACAUCUUGCUGGGAGAAUUGCUUCAUCAUCUAAUGUUUCAAAUAAAAUCACCACCAAUGAAAACCAUAAACCUAAUUCAUUGGAUCAAGAUGCUGCAGAUGAUAAGGAGAUAAAUACCAGUGAUCUUCUUAAUAAGCUGAUGACUGUGUACCAAGAUUUGAAUAUUGCUGAUGGGACACCUCCGGUGAAUGAGAUAUUGCAGAUUGAGACAAUUGAAGUUGGGAAAUUACGGCUACCUGAGUGGCGUAUAAUUGAAAAAAAUGAUUUCGAAACAUCCAAAAAUAGAGCAAUGCAAAAGACAUCUGGAGACCAUCAAAUUUCUCAAUCUUCACCAACCCAAAAAAAAAUUCCACCUCCAGCUAUUUCAGUUUUGCAGUUGCCGGUUUCAGUUAAUAAUUUGUCGGAGAAUGCUCACAUGUCUCCUCAGAAUGAUGAUUCAUCAAAUGGAGAUUCUUGUCUAGUCAGCUGCCAGCAGAAAAUGCAUCUUUCACCUCCUGUUGAUAUCAGUUCUCUUAAUAAAAAUGGUUUCCUUGCUAGAGAUGCUUCCAUUACACCAAUUUCAGAUGGUGAAAGAUUAAGCUUCAGUCAUAAAUUGCAAACUCCAAAUAGCAAUGCAAGUAAAACCACUCGUAAUAUUUCAGCAGAGGCAGAGGGAGCAGAAUCGGCAUGCCGUCCAUCUGAGAGUACCAUAAGAGAUAAUAAUCAUUCGGAAGGGUUUAAUAAACAAAAGGAUGAUAAAGGUGAAGAUAUGCAACUUGAUCCACUGCAUGACCAUCUUGAUUUUGGAGUUAGGGAUCCAACUCCUGGUGGAAUGAUUAAAAGAAGGUUGGCUUGCACAUUUGAAAUUUCUGAUGAGGAACAUGUGGUAUCUGAGAGCGGUGUUGAUGCUAAUAGAUGUGGUCACAAUGAAGAACUCCAAAUUCAGCUUCAUGGACAUUGUGCAACUUCUGGGAUGUCUCAAAAAACAGAAGAGAAAGAAAUAGUUUCAGGAAGAAACAAAAACAAGCUAGAGAAAAAAAUGUCUUCAAGAAGAAAGAGUCUUGCAAAUGAUGGCAUGAAAUGGGAAUCCGGUGUAAGACGAAGCACAAGAAUUAAGCAUAGGCCUUUGGAGUAUUGGCGUGGAGAGAGAUUCUUAUAUGGACGAAUUCAUGAUAGUCUGGCAACGGUUAUUGGAGUGAAAUAUGCAUCACCGGGGAAUGAUGCGCUGAAAGUUAAGUCAUUUGUCUCAGCAGAGUAUGCAGAGCUUGUCACCCAAGUAGCAUUGCAUUGACAUCAAGCCUUUUUUAGGGGGGCAUUUUGGUUUAUUAUCAUGUUAUCCAUCCAAUCUUUUUGGUUGGACAUGUAUGCCUCUCUUUAUUGAAGACGUUUAUUUUGGAAAUGGGCUUGCCUUUUGAAGGUAAAUCUGAUUUAAUCUUGAUAUUCUUGGGUGUAUAAUGAUCAAGUUUCUUCAUACAUUUGUAUAAAUCCUCAAGAAAUGAAUGUCGAGGGUUGAAAAAUUGCAUAGAAUUCUGAAAUUUGUAUUGAUGUUAUUAGAUUAGUGUUCUAUUAAUUCUUCGUUGACAUUGUA